This is a messenger RNA of Ipomoea triloba (trilobed morning glory), 3804 nucleotides long. RefSeq lists its product as uncharacterized. Gene Ontology annotation, biological process: DNA repair; telomere maintenance. Lineage: Eukaryota; Viridiplantae; Streptophyta; Magnoliopsida; Solanales; Convolvulaceae. Gene Ontology annotation, molecular function: DNA helicase activity. The coding region runs from base 1 to 3804 and encodes 1267 amino acids. The record is from RefSeq and is a predicted model, not a curated record. The transcript has 4 exons.
AUGGGAGGGUUGCUUCCUCAAGACGGUAGUAGUCCAAAAUUUGCUCAAUUGUACAUACAUGACACGGAGAAUGAGGUGGAGAAUCGCAUCAACGCAUUUAGGGGCGAUCAACCGAGUACCGAAACCCAUGUUCAAAUAGUGGAGGACAUAAAACAAGAUUUGGAUGAUCACAAUGUCUUGGUCAAAUGUUUCCGUUGGGCUCAAACGCAUAUAAAAUGCAAUCCACAAUCAGAGUUCAAGAUGAGAUUGAUUGGUAAGCGGAAUGGGGAUGCGAGAACAUACAAUUUGCCCACUGUAUCGGAAGUCGCUGCACUUAUAGUGGGGGAUCUCGAUCCGGCGCUUGGUCAUAGGGAUAUUAUAGUAGAGACAAACGCCGGAUAUCUAAAGCGGAUAAACGAGUUGAACCCUGCGUACUUACCAUUACAGUAUCCGCUGUUGUUUCCUUUCAGAGAGGACGGAUAUAGGGAGGACAUUCAAUUCAAUUUGGAUAGGCUCAGACCCACCGGUGGCAGAACUAAGGUCUCGCAGCGAGAAUUCUUUGCGUACAGGAUACAUGAGCGGUUUGGUGAGCUGUCUACGUUACUACAUGCAAAGAGACUUUUCCAACAGUUUCUGGUUGAUGCAUACACAAUGGUGGAAUCAAGCCGGCUUCUAUAUAUUCGAAAUAAUCAAAGAGCGCUACGCUGUGAGGCAUACAAAGGUCUUUCAGAUGCUUUGACGCGAGGGGAAGUUGAUACUAGCAAUCAAGGAAAAAGAAUCAUUUUACCGUCAAGUUUCACAGGGGGGGCUCGAUAUAUGAUACAGAAUUAUCAGGAUGCGAUGGCGAUUUGUCGUGCCAAAGGUUAUCCAAACUUAUUUAUAACAUUCACAUGUAACCCGAAGUGGCCAGAGAUCCAAAGGUACAUGCUAAGAUCAAACCUCAAACCAGAAGAUAGACCUGACAUUUUGUGCAGGGUUUUCAAGAUAAAGCUCGAUGAAUUGGUGAAGGAAAUUCGUGCGGGAAAGCUUUUUGGAAAAGUUGUGGCAGUUGUAUACACCAUAGAAUUUCAAAAGAGAGGUCUACCACACGCUCACAUUCUGAUUUUCCUAGAAAGACGGCCUCAAUGCUUUACAGCAGAUAUGAUUGACCAAUUUAUUUCAACCGAGAUACCGGACCCAAUAAUGGACAACGCAUAUUUUAAUGCUGUUGACGAGUUUAUGAUUCACGGGCCAUGUGGUAGAGCAAGGCCUAAAUCUCCAUGCAUGGCAAACAACAAGUGUUCUAAACACUUCCCUAAGAAAUAUGCAGAUGUGUCAACAUUAGAUGAUGAUGGAUAUCCAAUCUACAGACGUCGUUCAAAUGGUCGAACAAUUGAUAAGAAUGGUAUAAAGUUGGAUAGUAGAUAUGUGGUGCCACAUAAUAGAUACCUUCUUCUCAAAUACAAAGCCCACAUCAACGUAGAAUGGUGUAACCAAUCUAGAUCAAUCAAGUAUCUGUUCAAGUAUGUGAACAAAGGCAAUGACAGGGUAACCGCAGAAUUCUAUAAGAGCACCGCAGAUGACCAUGCAAGUGAGCAUGUUGACGAAAUUACUAUGUUCUACGAUUGUAGAUACGUGUCAGCAUGCGAAGCUGCAUGGAGAUUGUUAAGCUUUGAGGUCCAGUACAGGCACCCGCCUGUGGAGAGGUUGAGCUUCCAUUUGCCGGAUUGUCAAUCAGUGGUAUUCCAGGACGAUGACAGAAUUGAGAAUGUGUUAAGUCGACCAACUGUAUACCAGAGUAUGUUUACCGCGUGGUUUGAUGCUAACAAGAAGUUUCAAUCGGCAAGGGAGUUAGCUUAUAUUGACAUGCCAACAAGAUUUGUAUGGAAGAAGGAUAUUAGAGAAUGGCAUCCGAGGAAGAGGGGUUUCUCUAUUGGAAGAAUAUUUUACGUACCGCCUGGCAGUGGAGAAAUUUAUUAUUUGAGAUGUCUCUUAAAUGUAGUUCGUGGUCCUACUAAUUUUGAUGACAUCAAGUCGUAUCAAGGUGUAGUAUAUCCAUCAUUUAUGGAUGCAUGCUAUGCAAGAGGGCUUUUAGAUGAUGACAGAGAAUACAUAGAUGCAAUCAAUGAAGCAAGUCUUUGGUCUACUGCAACAGCAAUGAGAAAAUUUUUUGUAGUCUUAUUAACAUCCAACUUGGUUAACCGGCCCGAAAACGUAUGGUGUCAAGUAUGGCAUCACUUGGCAGAGGACGUACUAUUUAAUAGGCGGAGGUUAUUCUCCAAUGAUGAUCUGAGUUUGUCUGAUGAUGAGAAGAAGGAUUUAGCAUUAAUUGAGAUUGAGCGAUUGUUACAAAAGUACAACAAGUCCUUGAAAGAUUACCCUCAUAUGCCAAUUCCAAUUCUUGAAGAAUCUUGGAACCACAACAAUCGUUUGUUGUGUGAUGAGCUUGGAUAUGAUCGGGAUGCUCUACUUAUAGAGAGCGGCAGGUUAGAAAGUCAAUUAACUGAUGAGCAAUCUUUGGUGUACAACACGAUCCUAAAUGAUGUACAAGAACAGAAGGGCGGCUUUUUCUUUGUUUAUGGAUAUGGCGGCACCGGAAAGACAUUUGUUUGGAAAGCACUCUCUGCAAAAAUAAGGUCACAAGGAAAAGUGGUCCUUAAUGUUGCAUCUAGCGGUAUUGCUUCUUUGCUCUUGCCAGGCGGUCGGACAGCUCACUCGCGGUUUGCUAUACCUAUUGCCAUUACAGAAGACUCGACAUGCAACAUAUCUCAAGGUAGCCAUCUUGCCCAACUAUUGAUAACUGCAAAGCUUAUAAUAUGGGACGAAGCACCAAUGAUGCACAAACAUUACUUCGAAUGUCUAGAUAGAACUUUGAGAGAUCUUAUGCGGGUCUUCGAAUGUCUAGAUAGAACUUUGAGAGAUCUUAUGCGGGUCCAAGAUUGCAAUAGUGGUAGUAAGACAUUUGUUAUGCGGGUCCAAGAUUGCAAUAGUGGUAGUAAGACAUUUGGUGGUAAAACGAUGGUAUUAGGAGGUGAUUUUAGACAAAUACUACCGGUUGUGCCGAAAGGAUCAAGGCAAGAUAUUGUUUCUGCAACAAUAAACUCUUCUUACUUGUGGGGAUCAUGUCAAGUCUUGAGGUUAACAAAGAAUCUUCGCCUAAAUACAGAUGAACAAGGUGCUAAUAUUGAGGAUAUUAAAGAUUUUGCCCAGUGGUUGGCCCAAAUCGGCGAUGGUAUCUUGGGAGGCCCUAAUGACGGCUAUGCCAAAGUUAAAAUUCCUCAAGAAAUGUUGUUGCCAUCGACAGGGGACAACAUAGCAACUAUUGUGGAUAAUAUUUUUCCAAGGUUCAAAGAAGGGUGUUGUCACCAAGAGUACAUGGAGAGUCGUGCGAUAUUAGCCCCCACGCUAGAUGUUGUGAAUGCAGUGAAUGAAUAUAUGACAGAUCUCCAUGUUGCUGAAAGCCGGACAUACCUAAGUUGCGAGACGGUGUGUAAGGCGGAUUCAAAUAAUGGCAUCCUAUCGGAUAUGCACACUCCAGAAUUCCUUAAUGGAUUAAAAGCAUCUGGCAUUCCUAAUCAUGCUUUAACUCUUAAAGUGGGAUCUCCAGUCAUGUUGUUGAGAAAUAUAGAUCACGCAAUGGGACUUUGCAGUGGCACAAGGCUUAUUAUCACUAGAUUAUCAGAGCAUGUUAUCGAGGCAAAAAUUGUCGUUGGUCAUAACGCUGGACAAAUCGUCUUGAUACCAAGGAAGUCAAUGACGCCAACAAAUACAAGGCUUCCAUUCAAUUUUCAAAGAAGACAAUUUCCGUUAGUGUUGGCAUAUGCGAUGACCAUUAACAAAAGCUAG